Molecule: messenger RNA, 3718 nt
Organism: Phytophthora nicotianae INRA-310
Lineage: Eukaryota; Oomycota; Peronosporomycetes; Peronosporales; Peronosporaceae
Product: arf-GAP with GTPase, ANK repeat and PH domain-containing protein 9
Exons: 1
Coding region: 66-3602 (1178 amino acids)
Biological process (GO): endonucleolytic cleavage of tricistronic rRNA transcript (SSU-rRNA, 5.8S rRNA, LSU-rRNA); maturation of SSU-rRNA from tricistronic rRNA transcript (SSU-rRNA, 5.8S rRNA, LSU-rRNA); ribosome biogenesis
Cellular component (GO): 90S preribosome; nucleus
Molecular function (GO): GTPase activity; U3 snoRNA binding; GTP binding
Source: RefSeq, a predicted model, not a curated record
AGCCAACCAAAGCCGACGCUUGCAACCGUUAGCACCAGUGUGUCAUUCCACUAGCUCCACCGACCAUGGAGGCGCUGACGAGCACCAAGGGCCAUCGCAAGUCCAAGUCGGGCGCCAAGGUCAACAAGCAGAAGCGUAAGGCCUUUGAAAAGCAGAAGAAGGAGCAGCCGUCGCUUGCUGAGCAGCGUAAGAACCCCAAAGCCUUCGGAGUGGCCAAAGCUGGGCGUGCACGCAAGACCAUCCAGCGCAAUUUGGACCGUGCGCAUCGUAAGGAAUAUGUGCCGCAACUUAACCGCGCCGAGGAGCUUCCACCGCCCAUUUCGGUGGUCGUCAUGGGCCCUCCAGGCAGCGGUAAGAGCACAGUCAUUCGCUCGCUGGUCAAGCGCUACACGCGCCACAACCUCGUGGAGGUGAAAGGUCCGGUGACUGUAGUGAGCGGCAAGGACCGUCGUAUCACCUUCUUCGAGUGCCCCAACGACCUCAACGCCAUGAUCGACUUGGCUAAGAUCGCAGACUUAGUGCUGCUGCUAGUGGACGCCAGCUUCGGCUUCGAGAUGGAGACAUUCGAGUUCCUUAACAUCCUCCAGGUGGUCGGAUUCCCUAAAGUCAUGGGCAUUCUCACUCAUCUGGACAGUUUUAAGAAGAACAAGAGUCUGCGCAAGACCAAAAAGCGGCUUAAAGCGCGAUUCUGGACGGAAAUUUACCAAGGAGCCAAGUUAUUUUACUUCUCUGGCAUCUCCGCCAACAAGUAUCCGAAAGGAGAGAUCCACAAUUUGUCGCUGUAUAUUUCACGGAUGAAAUUCAGGCCGUUAACGUGGAGGAACUCGCACCCGUAUAUGCUCGCGGAUCGCUUCGAGGACGUCACUGCACCCGAUGAUAUUCAACGUAACCCCAUGGUGGAUCGCAGGGUUACGCUGUAUGGUUACUUGCGUGGAACGCACUUGAAACCAGGCAUGAAGAUGCACAUUGCAGGAGCCGGGGACUUCUUCAUGGACAGCGUCACGGCCAUGCCCGAUCCGUGCAACGUGCCGUCCAGUAAGAAGGGUGCUGAUGGGACAGUGAAGAAGAAACACUUGACUCAGAAGGAUACGCUCCUGUAUGCGCCCAUGUCGGAUGUGGGCAACAUUAUGUACGAUAAGGACGCCAUGUACAUUAACCUGAGUCAGCUCAACUACACCAACCCGGACACAGGUGACGUCGUGCCUGAAGAGCAGGACGUUGAUGGGGAUGAAAGCUCUGGAAGGAGCGGUACGCGUAUCGGGCUGGGCGGAGAAGGGGUCGAGAUGGUGCAGAGCAUGCAGAAGAUGGAUGUGGGUCUGGAUGAACGGCUGAAGGGGGCCAGUCUGUCACUGUUUAAGAACACUGCAGCUAUCCGAGCAGAUGAAGUCGAUAGCGAUGAAGAGGAGAGUGACAGUGACGAGGACGAGGACGAGGAGGACGAUAGUGAGGGUGAACCUAACGUUGGUCAGCCUAAAGAGGCUAUUGUUCGUGACAGUACUGGUCGUAUGCGACGUCGUGCAGUGUUUGACGAGAGUGAGGAGACAGAGGAGGCUGUAAAGACUGGCGACUCGGACAGUGAUGACAGUGACAGUGAAGAAGGAGAAGUUACUGAAGAGCAGUCUCAACUCCGCUGGAAGGAGAACAUGGUGUCUCGUGCUGCCGCCAACUUCUUGGAGCGUGAACAGGCUGACGUGAACCUUAUGGAGCUCGUGUAUGGUGAGCGUCAGAAGCUUCACAUGACGGAGCGUGACUUGGAAAAUGAAGAAGAGCAGAAGAAUGAGAAGCGCUUUAAGAACGAAGACGAUGAUGAUUUCUUCACGUUGAAGCGCAAGUCGAACGCGUUGGGAGAAUCCUCGUCAGCGUCGGAGAAGUACAAUACCAUCAACGCAAUGGACUGCUCGCGUUUGCAUCUUGGCACAGACGACGUGAGUGACUGGACAAUGCCUGAUGUGCUUGAAGGCAUACGCAACCGCUUCGUUACUGGCUCGUGGAAGCGUGUUAACAAGAAGGACGAUGACGAAGAAGAGAACGGAGACGACAGCGCAGACCCGAUGAACGAUGACGAAAUGGACGGAUCGUUCGAAGAUUUGGAAACUGGGGAGGUCCACAACGGCGCAGAUGAUGCCGAGAGCAACGACGAGAGCAAUGAUGAGAGCGAAGAGAACGAAGAAGAGACUGACGAGCAGAUCCGUGAACGUCUUCGUGCUCAGAAAUCCGCCAAGCGAGCAGUAGAAGACGACGACGAUGUGGAGGUUGGAGGCCAAAAGAAGAACAAGGACGAGGAAGACGAAGAGAUGACGGAGGUCAUGGUCGAAGCCAAGCGUCUUCGCGAGGAACAGGCCCAGCGCAACGCCGAGGAAUUCGGUGAAGAAGGUGAGGACAUGCGUCUCCAACUGGAAGGCUUCCGUAAUGGUCUGUACGUGCGCAUCGAGUUCUCGGGUGUUCCUGCCGAGUUCGUGCGCUACUACGACCCCAAGAACCCUAUCGUUGUAGGAGGACUACCCAACAUGGAGGACACUCUGGGUCUUGUACGCAUGCGCUUCAAGAAACAUCGUUGGCACAAGAAGAUCCUCAAGACGAACGACCCGCUGGUGUUUUCUAUCGGUUGGCGUCGAUUCCAGAGCCUGCCGUUGUAUUCCAUUGAAGACACGAACGAGCGUCAUCGGUACUUGAAGUACACACCUGAGCACAUGCAUUGUCACGCGACGAUCUUCGGUCCAAUGUGCCCUCCUAACACUGGCGUGCUGGCCUUCCAGACGCUGUCUAACAACGCUGAAGGCUUCCGUGUCAGCGGUACUGGUGUCGUACUGGAACUGGAUCACAAGUUUAACGUGGUGAAGAAGCUCAAGCUGAUCGGUACUCCCAGUAAGAUCCACAAGAACACGGCCUUUAUUAAGGGUAUGUUCAACACCGAACUGGAAGUAGCCAAGUUCGAAGGAGCCAGUAUUCGCACGGUCAGUGGCGUGCGUGGUCGUAUCAAGAAGGCGCUACGUGGUGAGAAGGGAGACUUCCGUGCUACGUUUGAAGACAAGAUCCUCAAGAGCGAUCUGGUAUUCUGUCGUACGUGGGUGCCUGUGGAGCCUAAGCAGUUGUACAACCCGGUGACGUCUCUACUUACGAAUGAGAAGGGCUCGAAGAAGAGUACGUUGGGACUAAUGAAGACGACGUACGAGCUGCGUAAGGAGCAGAAGCUUGCGGUGCCUGUGAACCCGGACUCGCUGUACAAGCCUAUUGUACGUAAGGAGCGUCAGUUCUCUGCGUUCAAAGUACCCAAGAAACUGCAAGCCAACCUGCCGUUUGCGAGUAAACCCAAGGAAGACAAGAAGAAGGGAGCCAAGAAGGGAUAUCUGGCGAGUCGUGCAGUGGCUUUGGAGCCCGAGGAGAAGAAGAAGUACAGCUUUAUGCUGCGUGUCAACACCGUUCGUCGUGACCGUGAGGCCACGCGUAAGGAGCGUCAGAGUCAUCGUAACGCUGAAAACUUGAAACGUAAACAGCGUGAGGAGAAGCAGUUUGAAGGUGUGCACAAGGCGGAGAAGAAGGCAAAGUACCGAGCUGAGGGUAAGGAGGCAGCGUAUCGUGCGCAAAAGGCGGCGAGAGGGUAAAGUGGCUGCGUCGCUUACAAGGCAUAACAUUCAAUAGAGCAUUAUUUUGCCUAGAAGCUUGUCUAAAAGAUGGUUUUUAUCAAGUAAAUCUAAUGUAGCUGUCACAGGAGCACGCG